Messenger RNA from Penicillium pulvis, 990 nucleotides. RefSeq lists its product as uncharacterized. The transcript has 2 exons. Bases 1 to 990 code for a protein of 329 amino acids. The record is from RefSeq and is a predicted model, not a curated record. Lineage: Eukaryota; Fungi; Ascomycota; Eurotiomycetes; Eurotiales; Aspergillaceae.
AUGGCUGUUACUACCCGAUCGGCCACACGUGCCAGUGUAGUGAAGCCUAAGAAGACCAUAAGGAAACGCGUAUUAAAGAAACAGAAACAUUUGCCCGCCGUAAACAACACUAUCGCGAAAACAAACGGCAAAAGUCCAUCUCUAGCGAAAAUGCCACCCGGAUAUCUACAAUGGAUAUCGCUUAAAGAUCCAUCCAAUGGUGUCAUCCCUAAUAGCGACGAAAUCUUUACCAUCCUCCAAGAGAUACAAAAACUCCGUGAAUGCAUCGGUAUCGCCCGAGGCCGUCCACAUGGGCUAAGUGAUAUUGAGUGGUUGAUUAUCGAUAUUAACGAACUACUAGAGUGGAGAAGCAACAGAGACAGGGAAGAAUUCCUUACGUCGAAACUUUCACUCACACUUAAUGAAGCUCUUGCAUCUCGCCCAUGGAGCCAAGAAGUUGCCCCGCUGCUAAAUCCUAUUGGACAUAUCAUAGUCGCCAACUCAAUAUCUCUUCCACAAACAAUUUAUGAGGUCCUAACAAUCUAUUUCCCUACCGACUUAGAUCAGAAAACUAUCUCCUCUAUUGAAAAGUUUAGAGGACUACCUUGCUUUAACAUUGAACCUGAAAACCUACCUGAAAAUCCCUGGGGAGCGCUCGUAACCAACUUUCCUGUAAUGUGGAAAGAGGGGACCUGUGAGUAUCAGGGGAUCACUGCGAAGCGGUUGGUUUGGUUCAUCGAGUUUUUUAACAUGGAAGGGGAACGGAUCUUUAAAGAAAAGACGAGGAGGUAUAAUGCACGCGGGAGGCUAGUCUCGGACGUCAUGGGGGAUUUCUUUGGCAAAUUGGAGGAUCUUGGGAUGAUCGGGCAUGAAUCCAUACAUGUUUCAUUCUUGGAGGUGGUUCACGAUUUUCCGGAGAACUACGUAUCGGAGCAUUGCGUACCAGGGUCUCUUUUUCCUAGCUUCGGGAAAUUGCCACCAGAGUGUUUCGAAGAUUUUCCCGAUUUAUAA